This is a messenger RNA of Fonsecaea nubica, 1047 nucleotides long. RefSeq lists its product as hypothetical. Lineage: Eukaryota; Fungi; Ascomycota; Eurotiomycetes; Chaetothyriales; Herpotrichiellaceae. The record is from RefSeq and is a predicted model, not a curated record. The transcript has a single exon. Bases 1 to 1047 code for a protein of 348 amino acids.
AUGCGCCGAGUUGAAUUUCUUCUUCCACUUCUUACCGUCAAUUGCGCGGUAAGAGCAGUUCCCCUACAGCGAGAUAUAUACGACCCUCUCCUCCCUCUCAAAAGCGUCGCCAGCGAGAUCUUCGGCUACACGACAGCCAUCUCUGGACCAGAGUCGUCGAUAGAGCGAACACAAACAGCUCUCUCCGCUUCCUCCACUCCUUCAGCAGAUUCACCAGCAACGUCUACCCAAUCAAGCAACACACAGACCGAUCUCACCGGAACAGGAUCUGUAACAGUUACCCUCAGCAAUACACAGCUGUCCACUGGAAGUCCUUCACCUACGAACGCAGCUUCCAACUCCGCCGUCGGCACAGCGACGACAACGCCGACUGGCAUUCUUUCAUCAUCGCCGGGCUCAACUGUCGCGCCUAUCAGCGUGGUUCCCACCACCACUGAAAGUAGUGGCUCGUCACCUACCGAUGCCGGCUCUGAUCCUGGGUCAAACUCUGGAUCAGGAGGGAAUUCAGGCUCAGGGUCAACAUCAGCCGACUCAACGAGCGGGUCAGGUCUGUCGCCAGGAGAGAUUGCCGCAGCAGUCAUUCUCCCCGUCAUCGCUUCGGCCGCCUUGUUGUUUCUUGUCUUCCGCUUCUGUAAACCUCUCCGCGAAAAGUUUCAAGCUUGGCGGCAAGAAAGACUGGAUCGAUCCGCGUACAGACGAGCGCUUGAUGAUCCUGUUCUUGCCUUCGGCAUGCGUCAACAAAGCGAUCGAGGUUCAAACGGUUUUCGCGUGAGUGACGAGGAUCAGUCGGCACGUCCCUUGUCUUUUGGAUUCCGGAAUCCUCAGAGACAAUAUCCUAGCAUCAAGAGAAAACCUUUGACUUGGGAUGCUGCGCGAAUAGGCGGCCAAGGAGCCUCAUCAAUUGGGAUGGCAAUACCAAUGCCCCUGGGACACCGUCCUCGGAGCCUCAGUGAGAUAUCGGAGGUGAGCGAUAUCAGCAGUGAUGGUGAGGCGAGAUAUGAGGACGCCCGGUCGAAUCAAGUAUCGCCAGAAGGGAUCCUUUCAUGA